Spirodela intermedia is the source of this 2527-nucleotide messenger RNA. NCBI's taxonomy places the organism in Eukaryota, Viridiplantae, Streptophyta, Magnoliopsida, Alismatales, Araceae. The record is from the annotation of a GenBank genome assembly.
AUGGGGAGGACUGGCCCAGCUCCAUCUGCGUGGUCGUUCCUGUUCUUCUUCGCCUUCAGCUUCUGUUGCCGGUGGUUUCAUCGGGGCCUGGCGGGGGCGGCGAUCCCGGCCAGGUACGACGGGUUCGUUUACCCAGUGGGAGCUCCGGUGGGCGAGGACUCCAUCUUGGUGGAGGCCUUCUUCGAUCCAAUAUGCCCUGACAGUCGCGACGCCUGGCCCCCUCUCAAGAGGAUCACCCUCGAAUACGCACCGCGAAUCUUCUUGGAAGUGCACCCCUUCCCCCUCCCGUGAGUCAACCCCCCCCCCUUCCCGCUCUGGUCUCGUCUAUUCUUCCGGAAGGUGGGUAAUCGCCUAUCAUCGGCGGUGGAAAACAGAAGAUGAGUUUUGGGUUCAAUUCUAUCGGAUUGAGUUGUACUCUAAAGAUGGGAUCUGAAAAUCUUUAUGUUUUGCUAAUUUUGGCCUCUUAUUAUUUAUGUAACAAUUUGGGAAACCAUUAUCUUUCUCUUGGAGCAGUAGGCGCACGUCUGAGCUCCUUCGGACCUUCCCAGUCUGCAUAUUAUCCCUUAUUACUCUGUUCCUUCGAAGAAAUAAUUCCUGUGACAUAUAGGUUUCUUUCGUGAGAAAAUUUUCAAUUCGUCUGGAAUUAUCAAAGGACUUCAGCUUCUAGACUACCUCCUCCAUUCAGGACAUCCAGAUAAUUAUUCUGCAUCAUCCCUUUAAUUGUGUGGAUAAAAGCUGCGCUCUCGUGAUUAACCAUAUAUUUUUUGCUACAAAAGAUAAGAUUCCUGGGUUUAAACUUAGAUUUAUUUUUUUUACUAAUGAUAGGAGCACAUCUUAUCUUCUUCUCUGUCACUGAUAUCAAUCAUGAGCUCUGUUUCAAUCUGGAAAUUUUUCACAAGCAAGAAAAUUUUCCAACCAGCUCAUUUUAGUUAAAUCCUUUCCCCUGCGAAAACCUCCGUGUUCUUAUUACUUUUCAAAGUUUCCAACAAUUAAUUAGGUGGCAUUAGGAUCUAGAAAGGUAUUUUCACAUUUGCUUCUUUAUCUAUACAUCCAUAUAUGUAUGUAGUAUAAUGAUCUGUGCUCAUGUCUUGCUGUUUCAUAUUCAUAUUCAUCAAAGUUUUUUAUAUGUCUUUUAUUUUAGCUAAUAAUCAUUUUUCUGGAUAUGCAGAUACCAUGAUAAUUCCUUUUUUUCGUGCCGAGCUCUACAUAUUUCAAAUAAACUGAACAGAUCUACAACUUACCCCCUGCUGGAGUUGUUCUUUGAGCACCAGGUAAGAAGGUACCAUCUUUGCCGGAACCCUUUUCAUAGUAUUUGAAACUAUCCUCUAUCCUCUCAUCGAAAAUUCUUCAUUUAAUGUUUAAUUUAGAACUAUCGUGAUGCUUCAUCCACCUGUAAAUUUUGGAUAUUCUACCAACUGCUGGUUUUUUCUAAAUAAUUUUAUCAGGCUAAAAGUAAGCUUGAAUGUAUUUUUAGCCUUCACUGGUGAAGGAUAAUUGUGCAUCUGUGAAGUAAAUUUAAGAUUACAAGUUGAACUUUGUGCUCUUAUUCUAUAAUCCCUGAUUAUAUUUAUCGAUUAUGCCAAUUUUUUUCUGAAUAUCUAUGAAGUUAAUAUUCUCAUGAUCCGAGGCUAGAUUCUCAAUCCAUUGGGAUUGUAUAAGAGCAACCAUGGAAGAAACAGUAGAAACCUACCAUAUUAUCAAUGUAUCAACGUAUGAUGAGCUCAAAAGCCCAUCAGAAAGAACACCAAAUGCAAAACCACUGAAAAAGAACUUCCAUUCCUUCAAAAUGACCCGGCCUACCUUGUCUCCUCUACCAUUACCUCAAGCCUCAAGAUUAAGUUUGGAAAAAAAAAUUGCCGUGCUUAGUUCCUUAGAGAACCUGUUUUCUCUCUCUCUCUCUCUCUCUCUCUCUCUCUCUCUCUCUCUCUCUCUCUCGCUCUCUCUCUCGCUCUCUAUCUAUCUAUCUGAGAUAGGUGUGCAUGCACAGGAUUUGGCCCAUGUGGGUCGGCCCCAAUACAUCUCCUCCUCUCCCUAAUAAUACUCUUUAAGCACAUUACCUCCUUCUUCCUUGCUACGUUCAGCGUGCCCUCUUCUUAAUUCAUGUGGCAUGAGCAGGAAAAACUGUACAACCAGCCCACCAGGAACAUUUCCAGGGAGUCGGUCAUUCGACGGAUGGUAAAACUCGCCACCAAGGCCACCGGGGACUCCUCACAGUCGGCACUAGAACGUGGCUUCGAGGACUUGGAGACCGAUUUGGCAGCAAGGACAUCCUUCAAGGUGGGCACAAUCGAUCCAAUUGCCAAGGCCCUGUUUUAGUUUAGACAUUAUCUCAUAUCUCUUUGCAUGAUCUCGUCUCUCCUUGCAGUAUGGCUGCUCAAGGGGGGUGAUCGGGACCCCUUUCUUCAUAGUGAAUGGCUUCCCGCUGCCGGGGGCUGGCUCAGCUCUGGACUACGACCAGUGGCGGAGCAUCAUCGACCCCCUGGUGUCCAAUUCUUCUUCGGAGGACGAGGGCACCACCACCCUUUGA